AUGAAAGGCGACAGAAAACGAAAAAGUUCACAUUUUUUACCUGGUUAUGUAAAGAAAGUUAGUGAGGUGACACAAACUGACUACGACUAUGAUCUUCCAUCUACCUCUGCAGUGUAUGAAGACCAAGAAUUGAGCUAUGUGAAUAUUGAACUAGACUCUCCAGGUAGUCACAGGGUUUUACGACCAAGGCCUGAAAAAAAAGAAAGCAGUUUUGAUCAAAAUGAAAUCUCAGGCAACAGGAUAAUCAAUGUGGAAAAAAUGGUAGAAAUGUGGAACAUAGCCAUUCAGACUCAUGCAGACGAAGAGGCCGAGGUGUGUGCAGUACCACAAUUUAAGAUCAACACAGAAGAAAAAUGGGGAAUCGGAUGGAAAUAUUCACUGAAAUGCCUCAAUUGUGGAUACAUCUCUCCUGUGGUAAAAUUAUACAAGGAAAUCACGACUGGCAAAAGAGGUAGGAAAGCGGCUGCAGUAAACAUCAACUUACAAGCUGGAUUGCUAGACAUGCCUUUAGGCAAUUCAAGGACUAGGCUUCUACUGGCAGAUUUAGACAUUCCCCCACCAGCUGAAAGUGGUAUGUCCAUGUUAUCCAGUUAUGUGAGUUCAAAGACAACUGACUUGAACAAUGAAAGCAUGAGAACUAAGGUGGAAGAGGUGAACAAUGAAAGCAUGAGAACUAAGGUGGAAGAGGUGAACAAUGAAAGCAUGAGAACUAAGGUGGAAGAGGUGAAAAAUGAAAGCAUGAGAACUAAGGUGGAAGAGGUGAAAAAUGUCAAUAGACGAAGAGGUGCCUCCAACCCUAACGUGAUAAAUGUGGCUUUGGAUGGCCGGUACAAUUGUCUGACCAUAGGACACAGCAAGAAAACCGGACAAGGAGCAUCCCAAUCAAUCGGCAUUGCUUGUGAGACAAACACAGAUAAGAAAUAUAUCAUAAGUGCUGUGUUGCAAAAUAAACUUUGUUGGACUGGAGCGUGGCUAAGAAACACAGGCAUUACUGUCAACUGUCCAGGACACGAGGGAUGCACAGCAAAUCUGACAAGACAUGCACCUUUAUCUGAGAGAGAAAUGGGGAGAAUAAUUGGUGAAGAUUUAUCUAUUCAAGGGGUGCUCAUCAAGUUUGCCACAACAGACGGAGAUUCAACGUCAGCUACCAGAAUUGAAGAGGCAAUGUGA
Messenger RNA from Lottia gigantea (owl limpet), 1170 nucleotides. RefSeq lists its product as hypothetical. The transcript has a single exon. The record is from RefSeq and is a predicted model, not a curated record. Bases 1 to 1170 code for a protein of 389 amino acids. NCBI's taxonomy places the organism in Eukaryota, Metazoa, Mollusca, Gastropoda, Lottiidae.